Seminavis robusta is the source of this 1853-nucleotide messenger RNA. NCBI's taxonomy places the organism in Eukaryota, Bacillariophyta, Bacillariophyceae, Naviculales, Naviculaceae. The record is from the annotation of a GenBank genome assembly.
UUCGGGUUGCUUCUAAAAGUGACGCCCGGGCGAAGCGCAAAAAAGCGUUCGCAAUGCGGGUGCCAUCACGCGACUGAGAAUGUCACUGAAUCAACCAGGCAGAAUGCCAUCGAGUCACCGAGCAACACAAACAACAACACCAAACCAAGCAAACCAUGGUGGGAACCAUUCCAGACGACAUCCGCACCGAUGUGGAAAACCACAACUCACACCAAGAACAACAAAUAAUUUCGGAUACAACAACAACGAGUAUCCCUCAGACACCAACCACACCAUCCGGCAAGGCGAUGAUGAACUUUCCUGCCGUGGUGACUCCUUUGCAGUAUCCUCUAGUGUCUCGACGCAACAGCAGUGGUAGUAGUAGUGGUCGGAAGCGAUCCGCGAUACAGCAGUAUGGUGGUGGUCCAGAGGAGGAAGAAUAUUAUGAUGAGAACCGUCAGGAUGAAGAUUCCUUGCCGCCGCGACCUUCCCAGGACACGCGACGGGUCUCGCCAAGAUCAUCACCUAUUGCUGUCCUCAAGCUGCGACGAACCAACCUGUUUCCGGAAGAGGAAGGAAAAGGACCCAUCACUGUCACCUACAGUCCAUCCUAUGAUUCCUACGAUACCAUGUCUCGAGAUGAUUUCUCCUCUCGAUCAUCAUUGGCCAACUCCAUGUUUCUGGUGUCUCCACUGCGUCCCCUGUCACGUCAACGCAUUAGUGUUCCUCCUCCGUUCACAAAGAGCCUUCGGGCAUCCCUCAUUGAUUCUUCCGAAUCCAUUCUACGACCGCUCACACCGCGCAACAAAAGUCACCAACCCAAGCGCAGCCUCAGUGAUGCCGUGUUACUUGAGCAUGAUGAUGACAACAGCAACAACAUCAAGGAUCAAGCAGACAUCAAUGCCACUCACAGCACAGACUUUUCAACAUCCCGCGCACAAAAACAAACACAGCAAUCCGCCAAGACAGAGCAAGAAGAAGCCAAGAACCAGUGGCUGAUUCCAGCGGAACAUCCCUACAAAAUUCUAUGGGAUGUUCUCACGUUUUGUCUGUCCUUUGCCAACGCCUUGGCAACACACAAUGCCAUUGUCAGACGACAAUUUGGAGACUCCUGGUUCAUGACAUUCUGUGAAGCAUGGUUCAUGAUGGACAUUCUACUCAACUUUUUCACGGAAUACCGCAGUGACACAUACAUUAUUCGAGACAGCCGCAGUGUCUGCGCACGCUAUCUCACCACAUGGUUUGUCAUUGAUGUCUUGAGUCUCUUUCCCGGAGAAGUCGUCUACUUGAAACCCAUUAUUGAUCGACAAAACAAACGAAACUUUUUCCAAAAGAACUUUUUCCGAUCCAAGGCGGUGGUUCGAGUCACACGCAUCUUGCGAGGACGACAUUUCAAAAUGUUUAGCAAGGCGUCCAAGCACACCAAACAUGCCGGUGUCGGUGCGGCUCGACUGCUCCAAUUACUCAUCAAAUACAUUCCCAAGUACCUGCUCUUUGUUCGCAAUAUGAAGGGCGUCCUGGCAUUGCGCAUGUUGCGACAAAUUCACUGGUUUCGAAAGGUGUGGCGCAACUUUAUCGCACCCGGACUUUCCGAUGAAGCGGUGCAACCGGAGCCUCCCGUCAGUCUCCGGAAACUGCGACGUGAGUACAAUGAAGACGAAGACGGUGCUCCCUUUUAGAACAAUCCUUCCUCCCUUCCUCCUCCCGAUAGAAUAUUAUCACCACCACAAUCAUCUCGAGACACUAUGUCCUUGUUUCUCCCACUGUAUCUUAGGUAUUGCUCCGGGCUUAUGCACAGACCGGGCUUUCUGUUCUCUUGGACACCACAAUAGUAUGUAUGUGUAACAACUAACUAGAAGAAUGUCAACUGUAUC